This is a messenger RNA of Myripristis murdjan (pinecone soldierfish), 1071 nucleotides long. RefSeq names its product derlin 3 (gene derl3). The coding region runs from base 41 to 760 and encodes 239 amino acids. The record is from RefSeq and is a predicted model, not a curated record. The transcript is spliced from 7 exons. NCBI's taxonomy places the organism in Eukaryota, Metazoa, Chordata, Actinopteri, Holocentriformes, Holocentridae.
CAGUGGGUAAAAUGGUUGGCAUGCGAGGCAGCAGACAGCUAUGGCUCACAGCUUCACCCAGGAAUAUUUCCAGAUCCCCGUUGUGACCAGAGCUUACACCACAGCCUGCGUCCUGACCACCGCCGCCGUGCAACUCGAGGUCAUCACCCCUUUCCAGCUCUACUUUAACCCCGACCUCAUCAUCAGAAGGUACCAGCUAUGGCGCCUGAUAACCAACUUCCUGUUUUUCGGCUCUCUGGGAUUCAGUUUCGUGUUCAACAUCGUCUUUCUGUAUCGAUACUGCCGGAUGCUGGAGGAAGGCUGCUUCCGGGGCCGGACGGCCGACUUUGUCGUCAUGUUCCUGUUCGGCGGCGUCCUGAUGACCCUGUUCGGCGUGUUCGCCAACCUCUUCUUCCUGGGCCAGGCCUUCACCAUCAUGCUGGUGUACGUGUGGAGUAGGAGGCACCCGGCCAUACGCAUGAACUUCUUCGGCCUCCUCAACUUCCAGGCGCCGUACCUGCCCUGGGUGCUCAUGGGAUUCUCCCUGCUGCUCGGCAACUCCAUCGUCGUGGAUCUUCUUGGUAUUGGCGUCGGCCACAUGUACUACUUCCUGGAAGACGUGUUUCCCAACCAGCCGGGCGGCCGGAAGCUGCUGACCACGCCAGAGCUGCUGCGGGCGAUGUUUGACCAGCCGGAGGACCCGGACUACCGUCCCCUCGCAGAGCGGCGGGCCGAGGAGCCGCCGCGGGACCCGGAGGACGAGGAGACGCCCGACCAGUGACGCCGACGCCCAGAGAAACCACCCGCAGCAAACACACUUAACACACACCGGAAAACUCAAGGCGCAAAAACAGCUGAACUGAAUCUCAGCAACACGCUUCAUGAACUGGUCCAGUUAUGCAAAAUGAAAUAACAUCUCAUUUUCCGUUGUGAAUCAAAACCACUUUUGCUUUGUGCUAAAAAGGGACAAUGGAUUUUGGGAGCCUUCAGUGUGUUUUCAUACCGAGUUUGUUUCUGUUUAUUUGAGCUCUGCCGUGUUUUUUUUUUUCUGCUUUCAGUUUGUUCGUCCAGGUGAGGACAGUGUCAUCUGAC